UUUCCUUCAUUACAGGGACAGUGAGAGGAAGGUGGAAGGAAAUGAACUGGGAAAGCAGUUUGUAUGAAGCAUCCAAGCUGUUAUUUUCAAAACCCUUUUGCACGUAGCGGUCUAUACUACAGUACAAAACCGUGUCAAGAAUUUUUGGUCAAGAUUAAGAAAGAUUUACCAUUCAAAGUAUCCUGGUCAGCCUGAUGAACCCCAACCCCACGAAGUUUUCAGGCGCCAUACAUGCAAUAUAAAAGAAUCCGAAAAUUCAGAGAAAUAGAGAUCUCUUUCGUGAAGUAAGGUGGAAGCCAUCGAAAGCAGCUCGAACCUGCAAAUGCUGUAUAUUAGCAAUAAUAUUUGGGUUAACAUUAAGGAUAAGCAGAUGAUCAGAAUCAGGUAUCGCAAACUAGUGUUUCUUCUUCCGAGCAAGAACUGCCCGUCACCAGUUUCUCUACCUCCAAAUAGGCCUCGUCUGUGCACCACCCUAUUAUCUCCAUCUUCUUGUCAUGGAUUUUCGAAAGGCGCUUCUUCAUGCCAUUCUCUUCAUCUUCACAAUGAGUAGCAGUCAUUUCAAGGCUUUCUUUUCGACCGGGAAAAUUCCAGCUUCAACAAGUUCAUUGUCUAUUAAGGAGCAAAUUGAAGCUGAAAGUAGAGUCGAGCAUGUUGGAUUACUCAAUGCAGUUGAGGAUUUGUAUGAAGGAAUUGUAAUAGAAAUGAAAGAAUCUGUGGACUCUACAGAAUUUAUCCCUUCACUCAGAGCAUCCAUAGUAAAAUGGAGGCAACAAGGGAAAAAGGGUGUAUGGAUCAAAUUGCCUAUUGGACUUGUUAGUCUUGUUGAACCUCUAGUUCAGGAAGGAUUUAGAUAUCAUCAUGCUGAACCAGACUACUUGAUGCUGGUGUAUUGGAUUCCUGAUACUCCCGAUACUCUUCCAGAAAAUGCUUCGCAUCGUGUAGGGGUUGGGGCUUUUGUAUUGAAUAGUAAUGGAGAGGUUCUUGUAGUCAAGGAGAAUAGUGGAGGAUUUAAAGGCACAGGUGUAUGGAAGCUACCUACCGGGGUGGUUAAUGAGGGUGAGGAUAUUCCUUCAGCUUCAAUUCGAGAAGUUAAGGAAGAGACAGGAAUUGACACAGAAUUUAUGGAAGUUUUAGCAUUCAGACAAAGCCACCGAUCAUUCUUUAGCAAAUCAGAUCUAUUUUUCAUUUGCAUGCUAAGGCCACGCUCUUUUGACAUCCAGAAGCAAGAUUUAGAGCUCGAGGCAGCUCAGUGGAUGCCAAUUGAAGACUAUGUGAACCAACCUUAUAACAAAGAACAUCAGCUCUUCAAAUAUGUUGCCGAAAUAUGCAGAACUAAAGCCAAGAUGGACUACAGUGGGUUUUCUGCAAUGCCUGUAGCCCCAGAUUCUGGUAAAGAAACCUACUUGUACUUCAACAACAGGGAUUUCAACUAAGCUUCUGCGAAAGAAAUCCACGGAUUGUUACACAACUGUCGCUUACAAACUGUAUAACUCCAUAGUUUUUCCUGUCUACCUUCUCUUGUUGUUUUGUUAAAUGUCUAUACAUAGACAACUCUCACACAAAUGGAAAGCCAAAGAAAAAAGGAAUAAUUCUUCGUUUAUGAACAUGCUUCACAGCAA
Molecule: messenger RNA, 1619 nt
Organism: Populus euphratica (Euphrates poplar)
Lineage: Eukaryota; Viridiplantae; Streptophyta; Magnoliopsida; Malpighiales; Salicaceae
Product: nudix hydrolase 2-like
Exons: 11
Coding region: 495-1433 (312 amino acids)
Molecular function (GO): ADP-ribose diphosphatase activity; NADH pyrophosphatase activity; NAD binding
Source: RefSeq, a predicted model, not a curated record